Messenger RNA from Rhagoletis zephyria (snowberry fruit fly), 564 nucleotides. Lineage: Eukaryota; Metazoa; Arthropoda; Insecta; Diptera; Tephritidae. The record is from RefSeq and is a predicted model, not a curated record.
AUGGAUCAGCAAAGAGUGCCAUCAUCAAAUGAAGGCAAACCGGCUUGCUUACUGGUUCUCAGCGCCUCAAAAUUGGGGAACGCUUUUGGGUCAUUUGUCGAAACAUUCAAACUACUUCUAGCUGAGUUUGAUGUUCAAAUUGCCACGCCAAAUGCCGGCUCACCAAUAUUCUUUAAGAACUGUGAUUCACAAUCAAGAGCUUUCGUCAACGAAAUGACGGCAAAAGUUUGCCUCAAUCUCCACAAUCUAAACCAUAUUGACCCUGAAAAGUACUCCACCUUGGUAAUACCACAUUCACCCGGGGCAGUGCUCGACUUGGCCGAAGACCCUACCAUGGCACGAAUAGUGCUGCACUUUUUUCAUAAUCAAAAACUAAUUUGUGCCAUAGGCAUGGGUGUCGUUUCGCUGUUUCCCGCAUUUGAAAAGGCCAAAGUAUGGUGUUUUCGGCGAUUCAAAAUGACCGCGAGUACCGUUUUCGAGCUGACUCGCCAUCCUGACUUUGACAAGCUCAACUUUUUACCCGAAGAUGUGAUAAAAGAACGUGGAGAACUCAUGACACAUUAA